Messenger RNA from Branchiostoma floridae (Florida lancelet), 1943 nucleotides. Its product is annotated as arylsulfatase B-like. The transcript is spliced from 15 exons. The record is from RefSeq and is a predicted model, not a curated record. Lineage: Eukaryota; Metazoa; Chordata; Leptocardii; Amphioxiformes; Branchiostomatidae. Bases 59 to 1486 code for a protein of 475 amino acids.
AACACACGCAAACCCUGUGACCGGAAAAGAUACUUAGUGCCUCAGCAAAGUGGUUAAGAUGGCUGUGGUUCUUUUCUUGGCGAUUGUGGGGUGCUUCUUCGGACAUGGGACGGCUCAAGACACCGCCAAACCGCAUAUACUGCUUAUCGUGGCCGACGACCUAGGAUGGAGUGACGUCAGUUGGAACAACCCGUAUGUGGUGACGCCGAAUCUCCACACCCUAGCAACUACUGGUGUCAUUUUCAACCAGACGUAUGCCCAGCCAACAUGCUCGCCCUCCAGGACUGCCCUACUGACCGGGAAAUUUCCUUUCCGCCUCGGAAUGCAGCGUGUUAUGGAUUCCAAGAAACCCCACGGACUUCCAUUGGAUGAAGAACUCCUCCCACAGAAACUGAAGAAACUGGGAUACGCAACACACAUGGUUGGAAAAUGGCAUCUAGGUUCCUGUAAGUGGGAGUACACGCCUACAGAACGAGGGUUUGAUUCCUUCUACGGUUACCACCACGGAAGCCAGGACUACUACACACAUAAAUCUGCAAGAGGACUGGACUUUUGGGACGGGAAGACUUCCAUCAGUGACCAAAAUGGCGUUUAUUCAACGGAAUCAUUCGCCACUCGUGCGGAAAACAUCAUCAGUCAACACGACCCCAACACCCCUCUGUUCUUGUACCUACCGUUCCAGUCUGUGCAUACUCCUCACCAGGUUCCUUCUAGCUACCUGCAGACCUUCUCGACUAUUCAGGACGACAACAGGAAGUCAAUUUUAGGCAUGGCGACAGCCCUUGACGACGCCAUCAAGCGGGUCACGGACGCACUGAAGGGCAAAGGAUUAUGGGACAACACACUCACCAUUUUCAUGUCGGACAACGGGGGAGAAUACUCAGAGGGACAAAGUAACUGGCCUCUCCGUGGCGCCAAAGGCACGUUCUGGGAGGGAGGGACCCGUGUGCCCGCCUUCGUACACGGCAACAUGCUGGAGAGGACAGGAUACACUUAUCAUGGAAUGAUGCACGGCGUUGACAUCCUCCCUACACUCGUGUCUGUGGCAGGCGGAACUGAGGACCCUGGGCUAGACGGAAAGAACAUGUGGCAGAGUAUCUCUACUGGUGCAGACUCACCGAGAAAUGAGUUUGUAUACGACAUAGACAGCGGGGCAAACCGUUACGCUAUCAGGAUCGGAGACUACAAACUGGUAACAGGAAACCGGGCUCCCAAAGACGACUGGUAUGCCCCCGCUGAGAUGCAACAAAUGGGCAUCCUUACCGAGAUAGCUGAUGACACGGGACCUUUUCUCUUCAACAUCAAAGAGGACCCACUUGAGAAGUCGAACCUGUACAAUGCGGCUGAGUAUGCCUCCAUACAGCGGGCCAUGCGCCGCCGGCUGAACGAGCUCAAGCCGUUCGAAGUCCCGUUCCCCGACCUUGCUGAUGACCCGGCCGCUGACCCGUCCAACUAUGGCAACGUCUGGAUGCCCGGGUGGUGUUAGGGCCCAUCACGUGACCUCUGCGGCACCAUCAAAGGUUCCGAUUUCUCUGAAAAUUAUUCUUAGAUCUCCUCCUAAACUUGUGGCUGUCAUUCAUCAAUAAAACUGAAGAUAUGUCGUCUACUUGUCGUUCUUUCAACAAACAGUAGUUACUCAUCCAAAAUUCUGCCGACUGUGACCAAGUGUGUCACAUGAUGUGUUCGUGAUGCAUUGUGGUCUAGGUCAAAGGUCAAGAUCGCUUGCUCUCGAAUACCAUGGAGGCAAUGGAUACCUCCUACUCUUUCUAGUGUAGACUUUUUUGCAGAACAACAGAAUAGCGAGUUUAAACACUAACAAAGUUAAGUCAAAAUCAGAACAAAAUUAAGAAAAGGAAAGGUUAUAUUUUAUAGAGAAAAAAGACAUAAAAGUAGAACAAUGGACAUCUGAAAUGAUAUAUUCCCACUUACAAAUAAAUACUUAG